GUGGACACAGGUGGGUAACAUCAAAUAAAUGACAUCUUUUGCGGAAGCUAAUGGUUUCCUGUUUUUUUUUUUCUCGGAAACUCUGUGAUAAAGUUGUUUCAUCUCUUUUUUGUUUAGUUUCAACAGUCAUAAGCGAACGUUAGGAGAAUGUUUGCUGCGGGUAUCAUAUUGGACGAAAGUUAAUUAAAUCAUACACUUGGGCAAUCGUAUAUUUCGCGGUAAAGAGAGUAGCUUUCAAAUGUAAGCAUACUUCAAUAACUAAUUUUGAUAUUGCCUCUUGUUUUAGAAUUCAUCGUAGCGAUAUAAUGUAAUUAUAUAUUUGUAGGGCAACGUUACGAAUUUUGUAUCGUUUUUUUUUUUAAUGUACGAUACAUAUUAAUAAUGUCCAAAACUGUUGUUAAAAAGCACCCACAGUGCUUGGCCAAGCUGCUCUAUUCAAAAAUUCAAUUGCCUUUCCGGGUGUUAUCCCUUUUUUCCGUAGCUCCAUCCUACAGAGCCCAGUGCUCAGAAAGCAUCCCCAGCAUCAGUGCAGCCGUUUUGCCAGUAUCAAUCCAUACGGCACAACUAACGCGUCCAAAACACGUCCGGUGGCUUUCCAAUUUUUCCAAAAACAAGUGGUCCUCACAACAUCCGAACACUGGAAAAUCAUCACUUCAAUAGAGAAUUUCGUAUCGAGUACAGCCGGAAACAAAUGGUGGGAACCCAGGCGUACGUCCAAACGCUACUGUUACCAGAUUGUUCGUAACUUCACCCAUUCCAUCGACGGCCAGUGCUCAAUUAGUGUACGAAAAAUUAAUCCAAUCCAACCAGCUGGUUUCGGGUGUGUGAGAGAAAGUGAACGAAAAUCGGCCACCGGGCGUACAACAAACCGCGCGUUUCAACGUACAAAACGAAGGAAAAUCUGGUGAAAAAAAAAUUUGCACCGAAAAUCACUCCCGAUUCGGUGGGCGAAGGUUGUUUUGGCCGUACACGGGGUGAAUUCGUAUUGAAGUGGUGAUUCCAGCAAGCGGAAUGAGUGAAGGACCCUGCCUGUAACAACAAUGAAACAAGUGAAGUGAUUUCUCAGUGUGGAAUUAAUACGAUUUUUCCCGCAGAGCGAGAGAAAGCAGCCACCGCCCGCAUAGCGCAAAAAAGCGGUGGAGAAGCAAAACAAAAAGCACCCAAAGCACAUACACUAGCGGCCAAAUUCGUUAUACUGACUAAAAUAGUCAAAGUGUUUUUUUUUGCGCCACCAAAUUUGCUACCCACCAUGGAUGAAGUGCACGAAAAGAUGAAGAAUUUUUUAAUUAAUUCCGACACGAGUGGCAUCGAGUUGGGCGAAUUUCUAGUGAACCGGUUCCCCACACCGGUUGCACCGUAUCUGGCCCUGUUUCCACCGGGCACCAACCAUUGGAUGCGGCAACGUUUGGUCAACCCUUGGAAAACGGUACCGCUGGUGUUUCUGUUCCUGUCCCUGCUGCUCGUGGCGCUUCUGUAUCCCGUGGGCAACCACCAGUCGGCAAUCGGAGGACGGCGGUGGUCACUGCUGGCAACGUUGUUUGCAAAUGAAGAUUGCAUUCUUACGAUACCAGCAGAGUUGCAAAAAGCAUUUCGACCACCGGAGAGCUGUGGCUUCUGCCGGGCUGUUCAUGGUUCCGUACCACGACUUUCCAACGUAAACCCGGCAGAAUUUGCCCGUGACUAUGCGUACCGUGGUGGACCGGUUAUUGUGACGGAUGCCACCACUAACUGGACUGCAAUGGAACGCUUUGACUAUUGGUUCUUCAAGCGAGUGUACGAAACGCACGGAAGUGGACCGAAAGCGGAACGUUGCCAGUUUUUCCCCUACCAAACGGGGUUGCGAGACAUACGGGAGGCGUUAUCAUUGCCGGAGUCGCGCGUUCGUUACGAUCCAGGCACGGAACCGUGGUACUUCGGGUGGAGCAAUUGUGAUCCGGCAAUAGUGCGGGUACUGAGGCAGCAUUAUCAGCGUCCCUAUUUCUUACCAAAAGACUCGGAAAACAAUGCCAUCGAUUGGGUGUUUAUGGGUGGACCUGGUCUUGGAGCACACAUGCAUGUCGACAAUGUCCGUCUUCCAUCGUGGCAAUCACAGCUGAAAGGAGCGAAGGAAUGGAUUCUUGCACCACCACCGGAAUGUUUCUAUCAGUGUGAAUUCCUUUCCGUCGUUGUACAAACCGGAGAGACAAUUGUGCUGGACACGAACAAAUGGUACCAUAAAACGAAUGUGCUGCCCGGUCCCAUCAGUAUUACCGUGGGAGCUGAAUACGACUAAUCGGUGCUCACUUACCGCGAUAUGAUCGUUGUCCC
Molecule: messenger RNA, 2307 nt
Organism: Anopheles funestus (African malaria mosquito)
Lineage: Eukaryota; Metazoa; Arthropoda; Insecta; Diptera; Culicidae
Exons: 4
Coding region: 1250-2272 (340 amino acids)
Source: RefSeq, a predicted model, not a curated record